Messenger RNA from Penicillium canariense, 489 nucleotides. RefSeq names its product Scytalone dehydratase. Gene Ontology annotation, biological process: melanin metabolic process. Gene Ontology annotation, molecular function: scytalone dehydratase activity. The record is from RefSeq and is a predicted model, not a curated record. NCBI's taxonomy places the organism in Eukaryota, Fungi, Ascomycota, Eurotiomycetes, Eurotiales, Aspergillaceae. The transcript is spliced from 3 exons. The annotation marks the transcript as partial.
GUAGAAGUCCUAUCUCAAGCACCACCACUACAGAUCACUUUAACAUUUGACGUAGACUACCUUGCCGUCUCCCGUCUUGACUGGGAGAGACUGCGCAAGAUCCUCGCGCCGACCUUGAUGGUGGACUACAGCAUCGUCGGUCACGAGUGCUUUCCAGAUAUGGACUCCGAGGCAUUUAUUUCAUUGACAAGCGCUCCCGAAUUCCUCGGAGAUCCACUUGUUCGCACUCAGCAUCUCAUUGGUGCUGUAAAAUACGAGUCGGUCUCUGAUUCCGAGAUUAUCGCGACUCAUCAAAUUCGGGCAGCUCAUCAGCGUUACAAAGACUCUGAUUUAACCACGGUGGAAUAUAAAGGGCAUGGCCAUUCGAUCGUUAAACAUUGGUACAAGAAGUUCAAUGGUGUCUGGAAGCUUGCUGGAGUGCGUCCUGAAAUCUAUUGGAACGAGUUUGACUUUGAGAAGAUAUUUCCUCUAUUGUCUGCGGCGCAUUGA